AUGCAGGUUCUACUGGCACUGUAUAUCAGUGCGAGCUCGGUGAUGAUACUCAUGUCCCGGCAAAUUAAGCAUAUCAUGCAGGAUGAUACUUAUGAUGCUAUCAAGUUUUUGCUAGCGCAUGUCGGCGACCGUGCACAUCUCCUGAUGCAGGCGAAUGCCACUGUCUUUCAUGUCGCCAGGGUGCUCAGCUCCAUUGGAGACUUGUCCACAUUCUCCAACAUCACAGAUAAGGUGGUGCCAAAUUUGUUCCUGGCAUUUGCAACAAUGCCAUGGAUAUCACAGAUAUCUUACGUUGGGAUACAUGGUGGAAUGCUUUUCUCAUAUUACAACGAUGAGUACCAGGCGCGCACAAUGUUUUCGAAUGUUUCAGAUUCUUCCAAUUAUUCUGCUGCACAUAAAUGGUAUAGCCAAUCAGUGGAUCGAGAUACCGGGAAGGUGUAUGGAGAUGCGAUUCCUUUCGCUCCACGACGAAAUGAUUCCCAAUGGUUUCAAGAUGCAUUGCAUGGUAGGAGCGGGAAUGCUUCAUGGGGAGUUGGCUGGAACAAAGAUAGGGAUCAGAUGCUCUUCUUCACUGCUCCAGUGGCCAAAUCAGGAGUUACUUCCAUUGGAAUUGCCAUGAAAGAUCUCACCGAUGAUGUUUCUCGUGUCAACCUUCGGGGUGGACACUUGUAUGUAGGCACAGAAGACGGGCAUGUCAUAGCAGAGACUGGACCACCGCAUACUCGCUAUGUGCUUGGUAAUAAUACUGUUUCAAUCCAUGUAAUGGAUCAGAGUGAUACGUUCCCAGUUGAAAAGCAUGAAAACUUUUCAUGCCAGCUGGAUGACCUUGAAGGUAUGGGAAGUGAUCCAUCACAUACUAAAUCUUUGGACAUUUGGGGCAAGAGAUACAAGUUUGGUUGUGCUCAUCUUGAUGUUUCUGGAAUCAGAAUGGUAUAUGUAAUUGCUUUUCCCUGUAAGGAAGUGAUUCCCAUCAUUCAAAAGAUGAUGGAUGUUGUUCUCUCAUUAUUAUCACUUAUGAUCAUUGGUGUGAUUGUCGGAAGUUUCGUUGUGCUGCAACUAUUGAAUAGAUCACUAAUACAAGAGGCAUUUCUACGUGCGAGCCUCAUCAAGCAAAAGGAGGCAAUCCAACAGGCAGAAAGGAAGAGUAUGAAUAAGAGCUUGGCAUUUGCUAGUGCCAGCCAUGACGUGCGUACUUCUCUCGCCGGCAUUACUGGCUUAGUAGAACUUUGUCGUCUUGAUGCCACCCCAAAUUCCAAAUUGGAUAGGCACUUGGAGCAGAUGAAUACUUGUGCAUCACAACUUCUAGGGAUAGUAAAUUCAGUUCUUGAUACAAGUAAAGUGGAAGCAGGAAAGAUGCAAUUAGAAGAAAUUGAAUUUGAUAUGGCUCAAGUGCUUGAGGAGUCAGUAGACAUAUUCCAUGUUGUUGCUCUUAAGAAAGGCCUCGAGGUGAUUUGGGAUCCCUGUGAUUGCUCUGUUCUUAAAUGUUCGAAUGUCAAAGGGGAUUGUAGACGGCUUAAACAGAUUCUCGAUAAUCUACUUGGCAAUGCAGUGAAGUUCACUUCCGAGGGACACGUGGUUGUGCGUGCUUGGGCUAAGAAGCCUAGCUUGGAAAAUUUCAAACUUCCUUCUAAACAUGAGAUCCGCUUUCGUAGCAUAUUAAGCCAUCUAUCAAGGUGCCUUUGGAAGGAUGAAGAUCAUUAUGCUAAUAUGGAUAUUCUUAAUCCUAUUCAGCGUGACCUGGAUUCUAUUGAAUUUAUUUUUGAGGUAGAUGACACUGGUAAGGGAAUACCCAAGGAAAAGAGAGCUUCUGUUUUUGAGAACUAUGUGCAAGUCAAAGAACAAACUACUAGAGGACAUGAGGGCACUGGUUUGGGACUUGGCAUAGUUGAAUCCUAUGUGCGUUUGAUGGGCGGUGAGAUUAGCAUUAAAGAGAAAGAGCCUGGUGAAAAAGGAACAUGCUUUAGGUUUAAUAUUUUUCUCAAGUCAAGUGACACAUCUUUGGACAGUGAAGAGAAUAUAAAUUCUCCAUUGCAUCCAAGAAAUAUGUCUGUUAUUGAUCCUCAACUUGCUAAGAAAAAUAUGACUGUCCAAUCGAAAAUUCGUGCCAUGACAUUCAAAAGAGGUCUUCAAAUGGAAGGAAUUCACUCUCUACUUUUGGUUCAAGGUGAAACAAAAGAAAUUAUGCAAAGAUGGAUGGAAAGCCUUGGAGUAAAGGUAUGGGCAAUUGACCACUACAAGCUUCUUUAUCCUUCACUCGAAAAGAUCAAGAACAGUCUUUGUGCCUUUGCAAAGCCUGAUUCUGUGUCACGAGGUAUUUCCUUUGCCAGAACCACAUCAUUUAAUUAUAACAAAGAACAUGAGGAGUGUUCUAGCUCUAGAUAUGUGGCUAAUCGAAAUUUGCCUCUUACUACAAAGGAACUUCUGAAGAAGCCAAGUUUUAGUGGACCAUCAACUUGCAUUUUGAUUAUCAUUGAUUUGAGCAGUGGAAAUAUGUCAGAGAUAUACUCAAUGUUGAAGAAUUUUAAUAGUAGCAUUCAUAAUAUCCAGUGCAAGAUUGUUUGGUUGGCCAGUUCCAAUACUCCAGCCGCUGAUUUAAGCAGUUCUAAUCAGGAGAAAUGUGAUCUUAUAUUGCAGAAACCAUUACAUGGUUCUCGUUUAUAUGACCUUCUGAAACUUCUACAAGAGUUUGGAGGAACAAGUGAAGAUGAUCAACAAGGAAUACAGAUUAUGAAUACAACGCAAGAACCGCAACAAUCUAGCGAGCUUGGUUCUUCUAUGGAUAAUAAAAACUUUUUAUCCAAUUCUUUUGGUUCGCAAUCAAGCCAACAUAUUUACAAAACAUCUGGAUUAAGAUAUGGUAUGGAUGGUGAUAGACCCUUAAGUGGCAUGAACAUCUUACUUGUGGAGGAUGCGUUCGUUUUAUCUGUGAUUGCUAAAAACAUACUAUUGAAACUUGGUGCAACUAUUGAAUAUGCUGAAAAUGGACUGGAUGCUGUGGAGUUGGUCACAAAGGCUCUGCAAGAAGCAUCUGAUAAGCACAAUGGAGCUACCCAACCAGAAGGAGAUUUAAAGCAUUUACCUUAUGAUAUUAUUCUAAUGGAUUGUGAGAUGCCUAUUAUGAAUGGUUAUGAAGCAACAAGGAAAAUACGGGAAGAGGAAAAAUAUUAUGGUCUCCACAUUCCAAUAAUUGCUUUGACUGCUCAUGCUACACCUGAGGAAGCAAGAAAAUCAAUUUUGGCGGGAAUGGAUUUCCAUUUGAUGAAGCCACUAAAGAUUAAUGAGCUAUUGGAAGCCAUUAAUAAUGCUUAUCAAAACUAA
Molecule: messenger RNA, 3318 nt
Organism: Elaeis guineensis (African oil palm)
Lineage: Eukaryota; Viridiplantae; Streptophyta; Magnoliopsida; Arecales; Arecaceae
Product: probable histidine kinase 2
Biological process (GO): phosphorylation; phosphorelay signal transduction system
Molecular function (GO): phosphorelay sensor kinase activity
Source: RefSeq, a predicted model, not a curated record